This is a messenger RNA of Arachis duranensis, 1173 nucleotides long. RefSeq lists its product as uncharacterized. Bases 1 to 1173 code for a protein of 390 amino acids. The transcript has 4 exons. Lineage: Eukaryota; Viridiplantae; Streptophyta; Magnoliopsida; Fabales; Fabaceae. The record is from RefSeq and is a predicted model, not a curated record.
AUGGGUCAAGACAUAACCGAAUUGAAAGCUUUUAAGGAAGAAGUAAAUUCUAACUUGCAAAACCAAGGAGCUGCCAUCCAGAAGCUAGAAAAUCAAAUUGUGUAUUUGUCUAAGCAAACCCCUGGGCCAAGCGUUUCUCAUGCUGCCAAGGCUAUUGCAAGGGAAGAAUGUAAGGUCAUAACCCUCAGAAGUGGAAAGAAGCUAAAGGAGAUCUCAAAGGAAACCACAGAGGAUGAAGCAAAGGAAAAUGUGAGAGACAAGGAACAUGGACAAUCUUUUAAAGCAAAGGAAAAUGAGAGAGACAAGGAACAUGGACAAUCUUUUACACCGUCUGCAACAAAAGAAAAAGAAAAAGAGGUCCUGAAGCCUUAUACACCCAAAGCACCAUAUCCUCAACGUUUGAUGAAAAGUGAAAAGGAUGGCCAAUUCUCCAGAUUCUUGGAGAUUUUCAAGAAGCUUCAAAUCAACAUUCCUGCCAUCAUUCAACAUAAAUUGCCUCAGAAAUUGAAGGAUCCAGGCAGUUUCCAAAUCCCCUGCAUCAUAGGAGAAGUCAUGGUGGAGAAGGCCUUGUGUGACUUAAGGGCCAGUAUCAAUUUGAUGUCUCUAACAAUGAUGAGAAGAAUGAAGAUUGAGGAAGCCAAACCAACAAGAAUGGCCCUCCAACUGGCAGAUCGAACUUUUAAAUUCCCUCAUGGGAUAGUUGAGGAUUUGUUGGCAAUGAGCUAUCCAUCAGAAUCACUAAAAUUCAAGGCAGUGAGUUAUCCAUCAGAAUCACUAAAGGAAUGCAUGAGGGUGGAUGUAGUGGACAUUGCAUUACAAGAAACCUUUGAGGAAACAACAAAGGAAGUGGCAGAGGAGGAGUUCACCAAGGAUAUUGAAGUUAGUGACAUCAAGGCUGCUGAAACAACCAUACCAAGCAUGCCUGAGAGAGUGAAAAAAGAGAAGGAAGCACCAAAACCUGAGCUCAAAGCAUUGCCCCCUAAUCUCAAGUAUGCAUACUUGGGUAGUGAUGAGAGCCAUCCUGUUAUCAUUAGCUCUGCCCUGAGCCAAGAACAGGAAGAAAAAUUGAUCAAGAUGGGAGACUGCCUCGGCCCCUACGCCGGCAUCGCUAUCUCGAUAAGCAGGAGACUACCACAGCCCUUGCCCGAGGCGCAUAGCAACUUACCAAAUUAA